Stomoxys calcitrans (stable fly) is the source of this 8592-nucleotide messenger RNA. Its product is annotated as small subunit processome component 20 homolog. Gene Ontology annotation, cellular component: small-subunit processome; nucleolus; 90S preribosome. The record is from RefSeq and is a predicted model, not a curated record. Lineage: Eukaryota; Metazoa; Arthropoda; Insecta; Diptera; Muscidae. Bases 153 to 8468 code for a protein of 2771 amino acids. The transcript has 5 exons.
ACAUUGUUUUUAAUUCUGUAAUUUUAUUACACGUGUUUUUAUAUACAGUUGGUGGGGACACCAACUUCGGAAGUACAACCUGGCAUAUAGAGUCGUACUCUGCCAUUUCAAUUAAAGUCCAAAAAAAAAAAAAAAAAAAAAUAAAAAUAAUCAUGGGUGACUUCGUGGGUAAAACAAAAAACUCAAAUACUUUUCAAUUCAAAAGCUUUGCUGAACGUGUCAAUGAGAUUGACUUGAGGCGUUUGGCUCUGUACCACAUUGGCCAUGAAAAUGAGGAGUUGUGCGAAGACAAUGAAACAUUUUUUCAUCAGACAUUAAAAAAGUGGAUGGUUUUAAAUUUAUCAACGGAGUUUUCGCUGUUUUCGCGCAGAGUUUUAAAAAUCGUGACAUUGCCUCAAUUGCUGCAUCAGAAGGAUUUUGUGAUUGAUCUACUUUUGGACAAGUUGUCAUGUGCCACAAACUUGUCGUUACAACCGUUGUUGGAGCUUCUUUACGUAUUGGCUCGAGAUUUGCGAGAAGAAUUCUAUCCAUACUUUCAAAGAGUUUUGGACAGGUUGAUAUGCCUGCUCAAUACUCAAGAUGCAGAACAACUGGAAUGGACACUGGUAUGCCUUGCGUAUUUGUUCAAGACAUUAAAGCCGCACUUGAAGCGCAAUAUUGGCGUGGUGUUUCAUAGCAUUUUACCUUUGUUGGACGAGAGCCGGUAUGAAGAACAUGUCACAAACUUCGCAGUGGAAUGUUUUUCUUUCAUUGCCCGCGAUGUAAGGGACUAUGGAAAAUUUCUACAAUUUAUCUUGGCCACAGUGGCUCACGAACAAGUUGAUAGUAUACAAGGCUGCGGUCGGCUGCUGUUCGAAAUGAUGCGUGGUGUAAAGGGACAAUUCCACUCAAGUGCAGGCGAUUUUCUGCAAUUCAUAUUCGAAGCUUUAGUGGAAGACAAAAAUGUUAAAGCACAACAAUUGGAACUAUUAUAUGACAUUGUAAAACAUGCCAUGGCUCAGCUGCUGAAAUUUAUUGUCCCAGCACAAAUGUCAUUGUUUUGGACAAAACUGUGCAUGGUCAUGGAAAGUACUAAAAACGUAGCCAAAUUGGAAUUUCUUAUGAGAAUAACUCUACAAGUCGUUGAAUAUAAAGAAUGCCGGUUCCUCUCCGACAUGGAUGUACUCGUAAAGACAAUACUGGGUGUGAUUGACAAAGCCUCCCAAGAUCACAGAGCUAACGAAGCGCUGAGACUUACAACAAUGGCCAUUAGCACAAUAUUGUUGUCGGGUUCUUCAUUGGUCACCCAGUUGGAUACAAGCCGAUUGCUGAAAAAAGCAUUGAGUAUAAAAACUCGUGAAAUUUAUAAUAACUUCGUUCAGGCAAUGGCUUUACAUGUUCAGUUUGAAAUAUUUAUUUUACCUUCACUUGUGCAGUAUUUUGAGAGUAACUUUGACUUACAGUCCAUGGAGUUAAUGGCCGAAGUGGUGGUGAAAAAGUGUCCACUUAAUUUCAACGCAAUGGCCAUGCAUCAGUGGAAGUCAAUGGAAAUCAAGGUAAACUCUUUGGAGACACUGAGUAGAAUCGAAGAUAUUUUGAAGACGAUUAACCCAAACAAAGGCACACUCGAACAACAGCUGUUGCUGUUAAUCGUGGUACCGCACUUGAAAGGAUUCAAGACCGAGAUUCUAAAGCAACCCUUGGAGCAUAUAAUGAAAUAUGCAAUAGAUGGAAUAGAGAAUGAGCCAAUAAAAAUGCUUAAUAUUUUAACGCUUCUCAUAGAAAUUCAGUGCCAAUUGAAUAUGUCCCUUGCGAAAGAAGAUUCGAACCUGUUAAAAAACAUCUUAUUAAAAAAGUUGCAAUACAGAAACGUAUUGGGAUGUUUGAAUUUGCUUAUACAUAAGAACCAAAAGGCAUAUAAAGCAGACGCAAAUGUCAAAGCAUCCUUAGCUAACAUAUUGCAACACCAUGAUCAUGAUAUGCGUCUUUUGGCUGCACACUCAUUGAGCAAUCUUCACAGAGGGCAGGAAACAGUAACCCCAUACAAUACAAUUUACUUAGCCGCAUCGAUAGAGCCCACAGUCCACAAUUACAGAGAGCAGCUCUUGUUAUUGCAAAAACUAGAGACACAAGCCGAAUUAUUUAAAUCCUUUGAAAGUGAUGCAUGUAAGCAAGACUGUAUUCGAUUUCUACUCGGCCUAUUGCAUCAAAAAUUCAAAAUUAUUUGGGAGCCUGUGCUCAAGCUUUUAGAAGAUUACGUUAAACAUGUGGAACCAGCUGUUUUCUGGUCCAUUUAUCAAGCAGAGUUAAACAAAACAUUGGAACAAAUCGAUUAUACCAGAGAGGCGGGUACGCAGACAGAAAUGACCAAUGAAUUGUGGAAGUCAAAGACCUUGAAUGUCAUACUACCACCGCCCAUGGAAUUGGUGCAGACCCAACAGCAAUUGUUAAACUACAGGGUUCUGCUUUGGCAACGCUUACCCCAAUUUGGGAAAUUGUUUGAAAUGAAAAACCGUGACUUAGUGGGACUCUUUUUGAAAUUCAUUGACGAAGAGUAUCGAAAACACUUGGAGAAAAGAGAAAACUGUUGGGAUCUAACCGCAAUGACCAAACAAAAAUCUCUACUCGAGCAUGGUGCAGACGACGACGCCGAACUUGAAGUUGAAGAAGAAUCGAAACCAAAAUAUACGAGAAAGUCUAAAUCACUAUCCACCGAAAAUUAUCACACAAAAUUCAUAUUGCAGACCUUGCAAUGCAAACUAUCUGUUUUCGCCGCACAACAGAAUCCCCGAGCAAUGUUUAAAGAACCCGAAUUGUGGCAAUUCUACAAUGAACUCUUAAAAGGUUCCAACAAUCAGUUGCAAAAGUUGGCAUUGGACUGUAUAAUGACCUACAAAUCCAAAUCUCUGUUGCCUUACAAGGACAUGUUGUACAAUGUAUUGGAUGAGAAGAAAUUCAAAGAUGAACUGCUAAACUUCAAGGUGGACUCAGUGUCCGACGAACAUCGUGAACAGUUAAUGCACAUACUUUUAAGAUUACUUUAUGGCAAGAUGAUUACGAAAGGUGCCCAAAAAGGUCUCAGUCCUCAGCAAAGGAAGUCAAUCAUUCUAAGAUUUUUGGGUCAAUGCAGUGUCCCAGAAAUAGAAUGGUUCCUUGAAAUGGCCUUUGGAUUAUACAGAGAGUACUCGCAGGAAGCAACACACAUUACAAGAAUACCAGAUAUGGUUAAGGAACAUUUUAAUCUAGCCUGCAUAUGGUCGCCCAAAAAACUCCAAAACGUUGUAAAUUUAUUGGAGCUGAUACGCAAGGAGUUUGGAGGAAUAAUGCAGGAAAAAUUCCACUUGUUUAUGUUGAAGCUUCUGGUUUUCAUUGGCGCCGUAUGUAAUGAAGUGUCGCAACAGGAUCCAUCACUAUUGCAUCCCAAAAUGCCAACCGUAUUCCGAAACCUAAAGCAGAAUGCCUUGCAAAGUUUACUUAACUUUUUCCAGCACAUUGAAGAGUUCCAAUGGAAUGACGAGUUGAUGGCAUGCAUAACUCAAGUCUUUGUAUGCCCCUCAAUAGAGAAAUUGCCUCAAGAGAGUAUACACACGCCCACUGUAUUGCUGAAGUUGAUCCUAGCCUGGGGCGAGAAACCCAAACACUUUCAAUAUUUUAGCCAGCUUGUGAACGGCAAGCCUAUAUUCCAUUAUAUAAUUCUGUUGUUAUUAAACGACAAGUCCAAAGUUGUAGUUAAAAAAUCGAUUAUGGCUCUCGUCGAAAAGUUGCUGGUCGCAUCGGACAGCGAGUCUGAUUAUUCACACCAGGCAUUGGGAUUGGUAAAGCCAUUUAUCCCGGAAUUGUUGCAACGCCUUAAAAUGAGCUUUUCAUCACGAGGUUCCAGACAGUCGUUGGAUAAACGUGACUUGAACAUAUUGUCGAUGCUUACAAAACACGUUGACGAACCCGAAACUUGCGAUAGUUUGCUGCAGUUGCUCUUACCAAUACUAAUUGCCAAGACUCAAACCCAGUCAAGUAAUGAAGUCGUGUCGCAAGUAAUAACAACUCUCUCCAAUCUCAUUAAGCGCCUGCAGAAACCCGAACUGUAUAUAAGGAAAAUUGCACCGCUAUUUGAGCAGGUUUCGGAGGUUGCGGCUCGCAAACAAUUGUGUGAUUUAGUGGCAGACAUUGCCAAGAUUCACCACAAGCAGAGUCCAAAUUCCCCUCUAACCAAGGAGCUAAAAUUCACGGCUCGAAUUAUGAUGUUAUUGAAUGCAUGGGAUAAGCGUUGGAUAGAGCAGCCGGACUAUGAGAAACGUUUGGAUGCCAUUAAGGAACUAAAGGAGCGAAUAGAAACACCUUUGGGCUUGGAUUUGGACUUGGGCAUUUUAGUUAUCUUUAAUUGUUUCUACUUUCUGCGUCACGAUAAAGACAUAGGAUUGCGUGACAAUGCCAGCGAACAUUUGCGGCUGCUUCUGCCCCAUUUGACCAAAAAGUAUGCCUCGGAUAAGCAGCAAGUCGACUAUCUGGUUGGUGACAUAUUCAUAAAUUUGAUAAGGCGCAUUAUUAAGGACUCAAAUGAAAAUGUACGCAACGAGGGCAUACGUCUGCUAGGUGAAAUGGUCAGGCAGUGCCCUGAUUCUCAUGAAAUUCUCAAAGACUUGCAGCCUUUAGGAGACAGCCUCGAUCCCGAGGUAGAUUUCUUUGAGAAUGUGAUUCACCUACAGUCACACCGGCAUGGUAGGGCUCUACUUAAAUUUAAUUCCUUGGCAGCCACUCUUAGUAAGCCUCCCAAUCCCAGAACCCUUACUCAAUUUGUGUUGCCCUUAGCCUCCCGAUAUCUUUUGCAAGAACAGCAUGCCAGCAAACAUACGCUUGUCGAUGCGGCAAUAGAAACUGUGGGUGUGGUAUGCCAAAUCUUGCCUUGGCAGUAUUAUUACACCAUUCUGCGUUACUAUCUGACGAAGAUGCGCACUUUGCACGAUUAUCAAAAACAAUGUGUCAGAAUUGUGGUGCGAAUUUUGGAUGCUUUCCACUUUGAUUUAUCUAAGGGACAAACAGACGCAGAUACUUUAGAGAAAUUAAAAAGAACUAUCAUGAAGACUACAGAAUUGGAGCCAUCGGUAUCAGGAGAACAAAACAUCCCUUCAACAGAGGAAAAAAUCGUUGAAAAUGACGAUGAAGAAGCCGAAGUUACGCCAACUGAAGAGGAAGUCCUCGAAAACGACUUGGAAAAUGAGGUUGAAGAAAAAGUUGGAGGACCUAAUUCAGAUGCAAACAACGGUUACUGCAUAAAACAACCGGUGCUCUUGACGCCCAAUGCUUCUAAAAAAGUUUUGACCACCAUCACCACAAUAUUAAUACCGACCCUUAAUCGCUCCAUUACUGAACAAUCCUCCUAUGACAAUAAACACAAGGUAAAUCGCAAAAGAUUAAGUAUCGAGCGUGAAGAAGAGGAAAUUCUUAGGGUCCCCAUUGCUUUGGCUCUGGUUAAACUUAUGCAAAAAUUGCCAAAAGAUUUAAUGGACACAAGUUUGCCAGGUGUAUUUAUGAAAGUCUGCACGUUCUUAAGGUCCCCCCUGAAGUCGGUGAGAAUGCUAACCCGAGAUAUUCUCAAGAAGAUUAUGCUCUGCCUUGGAUCCACCUACCUCUCCAUGUUGGUAAAUCAUUUGCAAAAUCUGUUGACCAGAGGCUUUCAGGUGCAUGUAUUAUCCGUAACAUUACAUGGUAUACUCGAUGCCUUGCGUGACAUUAUACAUGCUGGUGAUAUUGAAUCAUGUCUUCAUAACUUACUCGAAGUGGCCUUGAAUGAUAUAUUCGGUGACAUAAGUGCCGAAAAGGAAAUAGACAAACUGACUUCACACACGCCAGAGGCCAAACCCAGUGCCAAGAGCUAUCUGGUGCUCCAUAUAAUAGCCCGAAAUAUCCAGGAAACAUGUCUGCUAGAUUUGUUAAUGCCUUUCAAAGAUCAUCUGGCCAGAUCCAAAUCGCGAAAGCUUACGCUAAAAAUACAAGAAUGCUUUGCAAAAAUCGUCAAUGGCCUAGUGGAAAAUCCAAAUAUUUCACGAGAGAGUUUAUUAAUUUUCAUAUAUGGCACCAUGUCGGAAAGCAUAACAGACCUUUUACCAGGCGUUCAAAGGCGUGUUUUGACAGAAAACGAAAAGGAGACAAUGAGGCGGGCAAGGCCGGACUGUUUCAUAAUACAGCCGCCGCCUAAGAACCGCUCCGGAGCAGUCAAUAAGAAAAUUCAAUCAAAUGCCCAAGCUAACGCACACAUUUUGAUUGAGUUUGGCCUGGAGAUGUUGCACAUUGUUCUUAAACGCAAGAAAUUACAAAACGUAGACUAUCCACCAUUCCUCAAUCCCCUGUUGCCAUUGCUCAAGGACGCAUUGAGGAGUACCCAUGUCAGAGUAACAACCUUUGCCCUUAAGUGUUUCUCCACUUUGUGGAUAGAGGCGUAUGAUUUGAAAGCCAUGGAGGAAGCCGAAUACAUAACCGCUGUCGUAGAGCGAAUGUUUGAGAUUUUGAAGAAUUUUUCUACUUUUGGUGCUAUCAAACAGGAAGAUAAUUUCCAGUUAAUAAAGGCAACAUUCAAAGCGAUCGUGGCCUUACUAAGGAAAUGUAACUAUUACAAUCUCACUGAAGAGCAAGUGGAUGAAUUGGUUUUAUAUAUAGAACAGGACUUGCAUGAAGGAGGUGAAAAUCAGGCUAUUACCUUCAACCUACUAAAAGCAAUGCUCACCCGCAAAGUUGAGUCCAAAGCCAUUCACGACAUUAUGAAUAAAAUCAGUGAUAUGUCGGUAGUCUCCACAUCCGACUACGUUCGUGAUGAGGCCAGAAACUUAUUAACAAUUUAUGUUAUGGAAUAUCCUCUUAAUAAAAGAGUCGAUCACAUUGUGAAAUUUUUCUCUGCUCAGCUUUGCUAUUCUCUCUCCGCUGGUCGCUUAUCAGCUAUAGAGUUCAUUUGCAUCAUGAUCAAAAAAUUCCCCUUGGCUAUUCUAUCCAAAAAGGCUGAAUUUCUGUAUAUAUCUCUUGGCACAAGGUUGGUGAACGACGAAGAACCUGAGUGUCGCAAGGCAGUGGCCAACUGCAUUGAAUUACUCAUCAACAGAUUGGAGAAGUCAACACGCCAGCAGUUAUUUGAUAUGACUUUAUUAUUUUUCAACUCCAACAAUAAACCCUCAGUUCGGGAGAUGGGAGCGGCAUUGUGUUCCAGAUUUCUGAAUUCGGAAAAACAAGCAUUUGCACCACGUUUAAAAGUUUUGAUGGGUACUUUGGUGGGUAGAUUGGCACAAGAUAAUCAUGCCUCACAAGUUGGGCGAUUUGUCAGAGCCCCCAACGCAGACGCAAUUGUGGAAGCGGACGAUAAUGGAGUUCCAAAAAAGAAGAAAUUUAAGUCUAAGAAAUCUGCGGAACAUUUGGAAAGUAAAGUUCUAGAGAAAGAUGUAAACAUCGUACUAGCGGACGAACAAGUGCUUGAAAAGGAUUUGGAAAGGAAACAACGUAGUUUAGAUCACGAAAUAAUCCAAGUACAAUAUUGUAUAUUAAAAAUAUUUGAAUAUUGUUCGUCUGAGCUAUUCAAAAAUUCGGAACUUGCAAAUUCAGUCGACGAAUUGGCCUACCAGUCGCAACGACUUUUGGCCCACGAGCACAAUUGGGUACGAUGUAACUCUGCCAAAAUAAUUACCCAUAUAUUGAGUAGCUAUGACUUUGUUUACAUCGGUCGCAAGCUGUCACAUAUCGAAAUAGACGAAACCACUGCAAGUUCAAUUAAAUUGGAUUUUAUUUACCUCAAUCCAGAAUAUGAUAUUAAAUCUCUGGUACUGGACUUGUGUGCUCAAAUGAUACCUGGCGAGACGUCACAGCCAAUGAUCGAUGAAAUUGUGAAAAUAUUUCUAUAUGUAGCAACCAUGCUAAAAGACGUGCCUUUUGCUGUGGAAACGAAAAGCAAGGUUGACGACGAGAGCCCGGCACUAGAAACGGAUUCGUUUACCAACAUUAAUUUAAGCUGGCUUAUGAAAAAUAUCAGGUUCCUUAUAAAUAAAGAAGUCGUAAAAGCCUCGCAUAGUACUGCGGUGAGAACUGCAUUGUUCAAUCUGUUGGAAAGCUUUAUUACGCUUCUUUAUGUGGAUCAACUCCAAAGAUUAGCUCCAAAAAUAAUUUCAGCUCUUGUACGAGAAAUGUCUGAAGACGAUCAAAAUCUUGAUACGGAUCUACACCAUCUGGCUUUGCGUGUUGGAAGUCGUCUGAGAAAACGUAUUGGAACAGAUUUAUAUGAUAAACUGCGAGCCAGUGCUCAAAUGAAUCUAAUGGUUCGCCGGGCCGAUCGCAAAAAACUUAUACUCCAAGAAAAAAUUCAUGAUCCUGUGCGAGCUGCCAAACGUAAAGUUGCAAUGAAGGAGCGUAAAAAGAGUGCCAAGAAGCUAAAAGCAAGUGUUAUGCGGGGCAAAGCAGAGGAUGUUAAGCAGAAAUUGAAAAAACGCAAACGAAAAGCUGAAGAUAGUUUGUUUUAAAAUGUAUUUCCGUUGUUAUUUAAGUACUACCUUAGAAUAUUUUUGCAUACCAUUUUAUCGCAACUUAGAACUUAUGUAUAUGUACAUAUGUAACAUGUUUCCACAAUUGAAAUAUACAGAUUUA